AUGAACUUUGUAUCUAAAAGCUUCGCUAAUUUAUUGCAACUUGCACGCAAUAGAACGAUACUCCCUAUCAGUGGCAUUGGAGCAAAUCGAACACAGUCUGUCUCAAGUAUAUCAAUCAAGGUAAAAUCUCGAGUAAAGCAAUUUGAAGUUGACUUAGUUUGUCACAUACUACCGAUAGUGAUAGAUGCUUUACCAAGUUGUUCAAAACCGAAAGGUGGAUGGGAGGUUCCAGAAGAACUAGUACCACAGCUGGCCGACCCGUCGUUCAAUUCAACAGGAAGUGUUGACUUGCUCAUUGGUGGUGGUAUAUUUUAUGAUUUAAUUGAGGCAGCAAGGAUCAGGUCAAAAAAGGGAGCUGUUUGCUUACAAGACUCGAAGUUUGGUUGGCUUGUUACAGGAGAGGUGGGCACAAUCUCACUUUUGGCUACAUGUUCAAUUGGUGAAGCCUGCGAGGACAAUCUCAGGAUACUAAGCAAUAGUGAAUCUGAAGUGUAUGGAGUUGCAUCAAAACCAAAUAGGAAAUCUAUUGAAGAACAGAAGGCUCUCAAACAUUUUGAAGAAACUGCAAGGCGAGAUGAGACAGGAAGAUUCGUUCUGCGACUACCAUUGAAGCCAGAUGCACGUACCGUCGGAAGAACCUUAGAAAUGGCGACUGCUAGAUUUCUCAGCGUUGAGCGAAGGCUCCAACGUGAACCAGAACUGCGGCUUCAAUACACUCAAUUUAUGGAAGAGUAUUUAAAAAUGGGACACAUGAAAAUAGUGAGCAAGGAAGAGAACCAGCCAAGUGCCGCAUUCUAUCUACCGCAUCAUCCAGUGAUGAAGUUAUCGAGUCUCACAACUAAGUUACGGGUCGUAUUCGACGCAUCGGCUAAAAGUACUUCAAACUUAUCCUUGAACGAUGUACUUUUGUGUGGUCCUACUGUUCAAGAUGAUUUAGUUACAAUACUGAUGCGAUUCCGUAAACAUCAGGUUGUCAUAACAGCAGACGUAGAGAAGAUGUUCAGACAAAUAAGGGUAGCUGAAGAAGACCAAGACUGGCAAAGGAUAGUUUGGAGAUCGCAGCCAGAUAAAGCAUUAGAAUUGUAUCGACUUUCAACCGUAACUUAUGGCACAACUUCAGCUUCAUUUAUGGCAACUAAUUGUCUUGUCUCACUGUCCGAAGAAGCAAAAGAGAAACACCCAGAAGCGUCAAAAAUCAUGCGCCAUGAUUUCUAUAUGGAUGAUUUAAUGACCGGUGCCAGCACAGUUGAUGAGUGCUGCCAGUUACAGAAGCAAAUCGACUCAAUUCUAGAAUCAGCACACUUUACAUUGCGCAAAUGGUGUUCGAAUUCAACUGAAGUCUUAGAACGCAUUGGAAGUUCAAGCGACGACCCGUUAUUUGCACUACAGAUUGGGGAAGAUGAAAUAAUUAAAUCAUUGGGGCUUAGUUGGAAGCCAGCUUUGGACGCAUUUCAAUUCAUAGUAGAGCAGAAAGCAUCUAUGCCUAAGUCGACAAAAAGAACGCUAUUAUCUGAUCUAAAUAGAAUCUUUGACCCUCUAGGGUUCCUGGCACCUGUACUGGUAAGAGGAAAAAUAUUCUUGCAGCAGCUUUGGCAGUUGAAAAUAGAAUGGGACCAACAGCUACCAGAGGAAUUGUCAAAUAGAUGGUAUACAUUUUACCAAGAGUUUAAUGAUCUAAGUUAUCUACCUAUUCCGAGAAAGUGUAUACCGUACCAAUCUGUGGAAGUUGAAAUCCAUGGGUUUUGCGACGCAUCGGAAGAGGCCUAUGGAUCUGCAAUCUACGUACGAAGUAAGGAUUAUACUGGCUGCUGGCACUCCCGAUUACUAUGUGCGAGGACGCGUGUCGCGCCAUUAAAAGGCUCGACAAUACCAAGGCUUGAGCUGGGAGGAGCAUUAACACUCACUCAGUUAUCGAUAAAAGUGUCCGAGGCCUUAGAGAUGGAUGUUAAAAAAUUCUACUUAUGGACUGAUUCGAUGGUAGUACUUGGAUGGCUAAAUUCACAAACUUGUAGAUUAAAAACAUUCGUGGCCAACCGGGUAGAAGAGAUUCUAGAAACUACGCAGCCAGAGCAAUGGAGGCAUGUAGUAACAAGCGAAAAUCCAGCUGAUAUUCUCUCUCGAGGUACAACGCCGAAUAAUCUUCAGAGUAUGAACCUAUGGUGGCAGGGACCACAUUGGUUAGCGUCAGAGUCAGAUGAAUUUAAGAAAUCAAUCAUUACAAACCAGAAUCAGGACCUGCCGGAGCAGCGCAAGAUUAAGCUAGCAUUGUUGGCAGUGAAUCCGUUAGGCAACCUUUUCCAGUACUAUUCCAAUUGGCGGAAUCUGCUAUGUGCAGUGGCAUGGAUUUCGAGGUUCCUAAGAUAUCUAAAGGCGAAAAAGAACUUGGGAUGUGCCCAAAUAUCUAACCGUAUCUGA
Molecule: messenger RNA, 2415 nt
Organism: Acyrthosiphon pisum (pea aphid)
Lineage: Eukaryota; Metazoa; Arthropoda; Insecta; Hemiptera; Aphididae
Exons: 1
Coding region: 1-2415 (804 amino acids)
Source: RefSeq, a predicted model, not a curated record